AUGACGGCCGAUCCAAGAAAUAAAAAACAAGAUAAUUCUCUUUCUCAAACUAUAGAUCUUACCGAAUGUCUGGAUUCUGAGGAUGGAUAUGCAUAUGAUUACGGUUCUUUCAUUUGGAAUGAAAAGAAUUGUAGUAUUGAGGUUGUUGUUGAUGAAUCAGUGAUCUCUAAUGUUGAAAAGCUUACUUGUGUGAACCGGGAUGAUGAUUGCAUAAAUGCAAAUGAUAAUUGUCAAGAAAUUAGCUAUUUGUUGGGUACAACUACAUUAGAUGGGUGUGGUUGCCACGAGUUUGGAAUUAUUAUAGAUGUUGUUGAUGUUAUUGGGGAUCGCAAUUCUGUUGCUAAAAUGGCAUGUUGGUUAAACUCAUUUUUUAUUGAUCCCGGGGAAUUAAGGAACUGGAAUAGACCAUGGGAAUUAAUAAUAUAUGGCUUGAGAGGAGGGACAGAAAUUUAUUCGGUUUUUGAUGAUGAUGAAUGUCUACAUGUAAACCAUGAAAGUAUUGAAACUGGGAAGAAUGGAAUUUCAGAUUUGUGGUCAUUAAAUACUUCAACUGAAUGUGGAUUUGAUAAAAUGGUACUGAAUAUAACUAGUGAAGGGCAUACUUGUUGGUAUGAAGUUGUUACUUGCUUCAGAGGAAGUACUAGCAUCGCAGGAAUUGGUCAAUUUCAGCAUGUAAGAGAUCCAGUUGACCCAGCUUGUUGUUCUGGUUUGGGAAAUGUUGGGAUAUGUAUUGAACUUGGAAAAGAAGCCUUACUCGAAGGCCUUCAGAAGCUACUAAAUGUUUUGAGUACUGAGCUUGAGAGGAGUAAUUCUGAUGCUGAGAAUGUUGACCUUGAGAACAAGACCAGUUAUGAAUCUUGGGUUCAGGAGGCAAAGUUCAAACUGGGUGUGAUGUUUAUAAAGUGCCAUUCAGACAAGAGAAAUUCAACAAUGUGGUGUGGACAAACCAAAUCUCCCAAGGUUGAGUUCUUUGAAUUGCAAUGGGAAGUUAAUGUGAUAGUUGAUGACUCUGAGAAAAAAGGGAAAUGUUCCUUGGCCUUUGCUAUUGGAGGAGACAGGAACAUUAAUAAUGAUAUGAUGAGGGAGAAACUCAGCAAGAUGUCGGAGAAGUGA
Messenger RNA from Oldenlandia corymbosa var. corymbosa, 1113 nucleotides. Lineage: Eukaryota; Viridiplantae; Streptophyta; Magnoliopsida; Gentianales; Rubiaceae. The record is from the annotation of a GenBank genome assembly.